This is a messenger RNA of Schistosoma rodhaini, 2495 nucleotides long. Lineage: Eukaryota; Metazoa; Platyhelminthes; Trematoda; Strigeidida; Schistosomatidae. The record is from the annotation of a GenBank genome assembly.
AGCGUGGCCAAAAACGUGCCUUUAGACGAUCAAAAAGACACCCUUACCACUUAAAAGCAAAUACUAAUUAAUAAAUUGUCUGUUAAUUCGAUCAAGCAAUAUUAGCUUUUUGAAUAUUGAAUGAAGGUUGUUUUCAAGGUCACUAGUAGCUGAACGUACGAUCUUAUUAUGUAGUUAAGGUUACUGGAGGAAGAAAUGAGCACAUUUGACAAAAUAUAUCGUAGUGUAAUGCCAUUAAAAUUUUUUAGCGAAGGAUGGGGUCCUCCCGAUACGUUGAUAAAGUUGAUAGAAAAUAUGAAAAUUGUGACUAAUCGAGAUAAAUUUUGUUCAGUGAACAUCAGAACAGACAUUCAUAUUGAUAAAAAAACCGAGGACAAAAGCACUAUACAGAUCGAAGGAUCAUUCAUAUCUCCAUUUGAUUCAGUCAUAUCUAAUGCACUAAAAGGUGAUAACAGAAUCGCAAGGUUUCAAAUGAUCAUCCCUAGGAAGUGGUCUACAAGCUAUCGCGCAGUUUGUAUACACUUUUCUGGCACCGGUGAUCAAAACUAUUAUAGGAGGAGAGUUUUUCUCGCCAGUAGUUUAAUAAAGGACGGAAUAGCGUCCAUCAUCUUGAUGCAUCCGUUCUACUCUAAGCGCAAACCCGAUGAGCAGCAAGGUUCUGGUCUGAAUUCUGUUUCUGACCUUUUCAUCAUGGGUGGAGCUUUGAUUAUGGAAUGCAGCGCAUUGCUGAAAUGGUGUGAACAUAAUGGCUACGGACCGUUUGCACUUCACGGAAUUUCAAUGGGUGGUUAUAUGUCAGCCCUGUGUGCAACCGUUUGGCCGAAACCUAUUUCACUAAUUCCUUGUUUGUCUUGGACUUCAGCAUCAUGCGUGUUUUUGGAGGGUAUUCUAUCGAAUACAGUAAAUUGGUCUGUAUUAACAAAACAAUAUUAUUCUGAUUCUGCAUAUUCUGAUGUAAUCCGACCUCAGAUUCAACCAGCUGUCCCAGAAUUCUGUAAAGUAACUGAUGAAACUUCUAAUGAUACUUUGGAUGAUUAUCUACAAAAUUCACCAAGAAUACCCAUUUCAAUAAACUCUUUACAUUCAAAACACUCAGAUACUGUAAAUGUUGCUCCUUUGGCUACAUUCACAAAACAAUCAGAUUCACGUUUACAUCCUAUUAAAAGACAUUCUUUAAAAUCAUCACUCUCGAGUUUUCAAGUUCGUGAUCUAUUGUCUCAGUUUAUUAAUACAUCUAAUUCAGCCUCCCAGUUAUCGUCAUCCCAUCCGAAUACACACAUAUUUACUGUUGCUCAAAAGUUUCUUCCCAGCACUAUGUACACUGGUUUUCCAAAUUUUUUGUCUUCGUUUAAUUUCAAUAGAGUUUUUCGUUUCCAGUCAAAUAGUUCUCGAUGGCAUAAACAAAUCCCGUCAUUUCCACGUGUGUCUUCGCCAAGUGUUAGUUUUUCGCGUACAAAUCUAUCACCAGAUCUGGAAGUUCGACAAUUUCUUCGUGAUCUUCUGGAUUAUUUUACUCAUUUAGGAAAUUUUUCUCCAGUAAUAGAUUCUCGACUUGUUCUAUCGGUUGCAGCCGAAUAUGAUGCAUAUGUUCCGAGAGGUAGUGUUUGUUCACUGAAAAAAGUAUAUCCUAAUGGUGAAAUUCGUUUUUUGCCACAAUCUGGUCAUGUUGGUGCUUAUGUGAAAAAUUCUAUUUGGACAAAUGAUUUCAGAAAAGCAAUAAGUGAUUGUUUAAAUCAACAAGUACAGUUAUAUCAUCAUGAACCUGGACCAUUUGGCCGAAUUAACACAACUCGUAAGAAUGUUCAACUUAUUAAACAUUAAUUUCUACAUAAAUUUACUAUGCUGUAUAGAUAAAAUAUUACAGGUUUCUUUGUGUUAUUAUCGUCAUUAUUUCUUUAUUAGUCACCUUCUGCUCUCUGUUUUCUGUACGCUGAUUUAUCAGCAACUUGUUUGCUCUUCCAAAAUGCUUUCACUAUUUAUAGUACAUAGUUUAUAAAUAUUGUUCUACAUUCGGGUUACUAUUCUUUCCAAAAUAAAUUUGUCUGUUCCCUUACGUCACUUAUUUCUUAUAAGAAAACAAGUGUGGGAUGGAGGGUGGGCUUUGUUUAUUUUCUAGAUGAUCUUUAAAUAUAUAAUAUAAGAAUAACAGUCAUAGUGUUUGCGCAUAUAUAUUCACUCUCUUCUGAAUUUUCGAGUGAGAUCAAACAUUCCCUUUGGUUUUGAAAUGCAAUACUUUAGCCAUCACUCGUUCCAGUACUAACCAGCGGUUUCAUCUUUUAGAUUCUGAGAAAAUGUAUAAGAGUUAUGUCACAACUCGACCGAUAUGCAGAUCUCAAGGAGCUGACAUUUUGUUGUUUCUUCAGACUGUUACUGCUGCCCGUGAUGACGUCCCACAAAUACAUCGUAUGUCUCCGGGCAUACGUAAUACGUAUCUCAGCCAUCUCAACUGAUGAAGUUUCAUUACUUCAUCAAUCGGUUUGCCAUCCUUACCUAGU